CUUGAUCCGAAACUCAUCAGCCCGCCAACCUCUCAGGCCGCAGUUUUCAUCAACGGCCGUUCCCAUCUUCUAUGAGUUCCCAGUCUUCCUACAACUCCAUCUCCUCCUCGCAUACCUCCUAGGUGCUGAUUGAAAUCCAUUCGUCCUGUUGCAAAAUGCUCGAUGAUCACGUCUGUUGAGCUCGCGCCGGCUCCCUAUCCUCGUUUGCCUCCUAACUGCCAGCCAUUUGCUGGUGCUUACUCUCGAUCGCCUCUACGUCCCUAACAUCAUCAUCCUCUGUCCUCCUUCCACAUAAUGGCUCCAAGUCCUGUAUCACUCCCCGAUUCCGACGAUGAAUCUACCCCCGCCGGGCUCCUCAGUCCCUGGAGACCUCCUCGACGAUCCAUUUCCACUGGCAGAAGUUCUCCGUUCGCUCAAGGUCGAUCAACAGCAUGGCGGGAUGAGCUGAUCAAUAAUGCUGAGAAAAUGAGCCGCCGUGCGUUUAGAGUGUGGGGUGGUAUGACACUGCUGCAAAAAAUUCUCGCCUGCGUCGGUCUGGCGGCGUUGGCCACCCUAGGUGUCCUGUUCCUUGCGUUCAACGAGCGUAUCUUCGGCUGGCUCGAACCCCUCGCCGAACGCUGGAAACACACGACCGGGGGCUGGACAAUCCUCUGGGCAAUCGUCUUUGUCUGUGCAUUUCCGCCCGUCAUUGGAUAUUCCACUGCCGGCACCACCGCCGGCUUCGUAUAUGGCGUCGGCGAGGGCUGGCUUAUUCUUGCGUCCGCGACCGUGGCCGGAUCUUUCUGCGCUUUCAUCGUCUCGAGAAGUAUCCUACGGAAGUGGGUAGAGCGCAUGAUCGCUCACGACAAGAGAUUUGCCGCUUUCAGCCUCAUUCUGAAGCAUGACGGGUUGAAGCUGUUGGCCAUGAUCCGACUCUGUCCUCUGCCUUAUUCCUUAUCGAACGGCGCGAUGUCCACUUUUCCUACAGUCAGCCCGGCGAUGUACGCCCUGGCCACGGCGAUGGUCACCCCCAAGCUGUUGGUGCAUGUCUUUAUUGGAAGUCGCUUGGCCGUCAUCGCACGCACGCGGGAGAAGAUGACUAUGGGAGAUCGAGCCAUCAACUACGGAAGUAUUGCAUUGGGUGCCGUAGUGGGUAGCCUUACGGGAUUGUACAUCUAUCGACAGACGAUGGCUCGAGCCAAGCAGCUCGAGGCUGACGAGACCAACUCCAUUCGAGACGCCGCACGACGAACCGGUCUCCCGCCGCCAGAUUUCAGUGACGAUCCCGAGGCUCAGGCCGCCGCGGACACAGUUGCUGACGACACGAUGGACUACUUUGACGAAUCGCCUAAUGAGCGACCAAGGUAUCAUGAUGAAACGGACGACGAUGAAGAUGUCUUUCGAAAAGGCGAUGGAGAUGAUGAUGAACCUGUGAUUGCCAACAUCGGUCUGCAUCAGCAAAAGAAAUACGAGGGCGCAUGAAUGGUCGUUUUGACGGAUAACAGGCUCUGGGAACAAGUUUGGUAGAUUACGAUAGACUCGUGGGGAGCCUCAGGGAAUGAGCGAAGGUGUAUACUCGGUAGACAACGGAGGCCCCAAUCUCGCGUGUCUAGGGCGCCGUGUAUCAAUUUGGCUGUUCGCUGCAUCUCCUUCGCUGCUACCAAUGCCCCUCUAAUCAUUCGAUGUUACAGACAACCUAGGCUGUGCAUGGCUGUCCCGUGGCCA
Cladophialophora immunda is the source of this 1704-nucleotide messenger RNA. RefSeq lists its product as uncharacterized. Bases 295 to 1461 code for a protein of 388 amino acids. The transcript has a single exon. Gene Ontology annotation, biological process: mitotic spindle elongation; vesicle-mediated transport. The record is from RefSeq and is a predicted model, not a curated record. Lineage: Eukaryota; Fungi; Ascomycota; Eurotiomycetes; Chaetothyriales; Herpotrichiellaceae. Gene Ontology annotation, cellular component: Golgi membrane.